AUGGACACGCUAACAGAUGACUUGGCAGUAGUGAAGGUUGCAGAGUUUCAGUCUGUAGGAUCUACAGGCUACCCGCUGCAUGACGUGGAUGAGGACGAUUUAGAGGACUUUGACACGUCAGUGUCGUCAAGCGACUCGGCCGAGUCGUCUCCCCGGCCUUCCUGGAAAAUUGCAGCAGCUAUGGAUCCACAUCAGCUUGACUGGGUACACCUCGCGAGCCGCUUAAAGUCGUCUGCUCUUGGCGUGCGCCACCAGAAUAACACCUCAGAAGGUUGUUUCCAGACGAUCGCGGGCUCCUCGCUGGAGGACGAGGAGCGCGUCGCUGACGGGUGCUCGGGCGACAAAAGUAUAGAGCGGUCCGAGGAUUGGAGCGACGGUUCGAUUGCCACAGGAGGAGGCGAUUACGAGCGGGAUGAUUCUUCUAGUGGACGGGAGAGUGAGAGGUUUCAGGAACGGUGCGAGGCGGUGACGGCGAACGUGCGGGAAGUGGUUACACGCGAGCAGGCGGGGAAGGAUUGGCGGUCGGAGCAAUCGUGGGACGCGAGUAGCGUGGGGUUGUGGGACGAGCGCGGCGACGGCGAGUCGGACGCGGCGGAGUCGGUACGGAGCAUCUUCAGCUGGCCGGUCGUUUCGAGCUCCGAAAGCGAGGCGGAAGGCACGGAGAUGGUCGACAUGGCGCGGGCGGUGCGGGUGGCGGAGAUGGUGGGGAAGGCGGAGACGGCGGAAACGGCGGAGUCGGCGGAGACUUCAGAGACGACGGAGAUUCCGGAGACGGCGGAGAUUCCGGAGACGGCGGAGAUGACGGAGACGGCAGAGGCGGCGGAGAUGGCGGGGACGGUGGGGAUUGUCAAGAUUGACAGCGAGUUACAAGUGCGUGUAGUUAAGGGGCUUAGGCGGGAAGAGGAGCGGUGCGGACUGGAGCUGCUAGGCGCCGUGGUUGCGAGGAGUAAUUUAGAGCCGUUUCGAAAUAAACUGUUAGGUGGCGUAGUAGCGAGGAGGAGUAAGAGGCGGAAGAGGCGCGCAGCGGUGAGUGCGGCGCGCAUAGCGGGAAUUGAAGACGACAGUAGCGAGUCCGAAGCGGAGGGGAUUGAAGGGCGGGAGAUGCAAGUGUUCCGCGUAGCGGUUGUACCGCCGGAAGAUGAGGGCGCGCACGGCGGAAUUAAGGGGGCAGUGAGUCGGGGCGGGGCUUGCUCGAAUCAGACCAAUAGGCUUCGGGACGGAGUUAGCGAAACGGUUGGGAUGCUGGGUGGAAGCGUGGAGGAGGAACCGGCGAUGUGCCUUGCGCGAGCGGCAGCAGGUAUCGCGGCGCUGGGAGGCGAGAAAGCGGGUUUGGCGGAAGAGUGUCUUCCCGCUGACGCUGCCAGCAGCCCCUGUCGCGUCGCGGCUAGAGAUCCUCCUCCUCCCACGGGUUCGCGCUGCGACGGUGGGCCCGAUAUAAGCACGAGCCGGGCAGUGCUGCCGCGCGGGGAAGGGGACAGCGGGCCAGCGCGCAAAGAGGCUGGCGCACGCGAGUCCGCGGUGCGCGGAGCUCUGAGAGGGGCUUUCGAGGCGGUGCUGCCGGGCAUGCGCGCGGUCACCUCCGCCCUCCAAUCCGCCGUGGAGCUUCAAAGCGCGUCCGCCGCGCCGCCGGACCGCGCGCAGCUGCUCGCCGCGCUGGCGCGGGCGCAGGGGCUGGCGGAGGGGCAGCAGUGUCUGGCGCCGUGGGACCCGGACGCGGUGGUCGCGGUGCCCCUCGGGACUGCCGCGCAGGUAAAAUCCGCGCUGCAGGCCUCGCGGGAGCUGCUGCGCGCGGAAGAGCUCGCGCUUCCGGGGGAGAAGGGGGAGACGGGGAAAGACGCGGAGGCGGAAAUGCAGGCGGAUGGGGAAGACGCUUGUCGAGGGGAGGACGGGCAGGAGGGAAUGGGGGAAGUGAGCGGGGGCGGCGGAAGCGGAGUAAGCGAGGAAAGCGGGGGAAGCGGGGGGAGCGGAGGAAGCGGGGGAACCGGGGGAGGCGGCGGAAGCGGGGGAAGCGGCGCGCUGCCCAUGGUGCUGGUGCGCACGCUGCAAGCCCUGGACGUGUUCGAGGACGUGCCCCUGCGGGACGAUGAGGAGGGCGCGGGGGGCGGAGGCGGGGGCGCGCGGGUGUUCGUCCCCAUGCGCCAGCUGGCGGCGGGGCUGGCGACCGUGGGGGGAAACCUAGGCGGAAGCAUGGGGGGGAAUCUGGGGGCCAUGGGGAGAGUGGGGAGCGGAAAUGGCCGGGGGAGCGUGAGGGGGAGUGAUGGGGAGGGGGAGGGGCAGGAUGGGGUGGUGGGGGCGGGGCAUGGGCGUGGGGAAGCAGCAAAUGGGUAUGAGGCGAUGGGGUAUGGGGGGGGUGCGUUUUUGGAUGACUUGAGGUAUGCUGGUGGGGGAGUUUAUGGCGAUGGAGAGUGCAUGGGUGGUGAGAUCAUUGAAGGUACAGGCCGCUUUGAUGCUGUGGGGUGCGUAGAAGAGUGUGGGUGCAUGGAGGAGUGUGGAUACGUGGAGGAGAGCGAAGCAAGUGGGCAGGAGGAUACAGGCUAUGGGGAAAAUGACUCGGUCAGUGGCGAGCGCGUUGGGAGGAUCAGGAGGAGCAGGGAGAGAAGCGGGCGGCUGAGGGGGGAUGGAAUGACGAUGGUAGAGAAUGACAGGGCGAUGGAGGGGGAAGAGGAGGAGGAGGACGGUGAGGGGACGCAGGUGGGGAAGCAUGGGGGUGGUGAGGGUGAGGAUGAGGGAGAGGAGGAUGAGCUGUGGAAGCUGCGUGCCUCCCUGCACCGGGCGUCACAGCGAGCGCUGCUCUCCCCACACGCCAUGCUGUGCCCCCGCCACCACACUCGCAUGCUCUCUGCUCCGCACUUGCACUCCUCCCCCCACUUGCAUCCUUCCCCCCACUUACACCCCUCCCUUCCUCGUAUCGAUCCCUCUUCCGAUGCUGCCCUCUUCCGCUCACACACGGACUGGCCGCGCUACCGCACCCCCUCCGCCCUCUCCGCGCCUUCCCCCACCCGCGAGGGGGGAGAGAGUGCUGCUGCCACGGCCGCCGCCGCAGCAGCUGCGUGGUGGCGGGAGGAGUGGGAGGGGAGUGGGAGGCGGGAGGGAGUGGACAGGGGCGAGUGUGAGGGGAGUGGAGGGCGGGAGGUGGAGGGGAGGGGCGCGUGGGAAGGGAGUGGAGGGCAGGAGGUAGGGGGUAGGGGCGAGUGGGAGGGGAGUGGGACGGGGGAGGCAGGGGGAAGCGGCGAGUGGGAGGGGUGGGAGAGGAGUGCGAGCUUUCCUCUUUCGGGCUGGGACCGGGGCCAGUGGAGGGAUGAUUCGUGGGGGCAGAAUGUGAUUGGCACUCAUGUGAGUGUUGAGAGGGGAAGAGCAGUGGUGUGCAGUGGUGGUGGUGCGGCGGGCGAGGGGCAUUGCAGAGUGCUGGGAAAGGGCCAGUUGAGCAAUGGUGAUGGUAGUGAGAUGGGGGGGGUGCUGGGGCGUGGGGGUGCAGUGCGGAAGCAGAUGGGUAAGACGAGACGGAGAACGGUGGAGAAGAGUGCAGAGCGGCGAGUAAAGGAGGAAGUGUUAGGGAGGGAAAUGAAGGAGAGGAGGCAGGGAGUGGAAGCGCGGAAGGAAGGAGAAGAUAUAGAAGUGGUUGAUCCGAGUGUGGCGGAGGCAGGGAGGAUGCAGAGGGUGCACAGGAGAAAGGGGAAGAAGGUAUUGAAAGGGGCGGAGAAGGGAGAUGGGAGCAAGGAAGGUGCUUCUUUGGAGAAGCAGAAGAAGAGUGUGAGAAAGGUUGGUUCCACAGGCAGUGGAGAGGUGGAGGUGGGGAUGGGGGUGGGGAUGGAAGGGGACCCAGUGGUCCAGAUACCUGUGAAGGGCAAGGUGAGGCGAAGGGGGCAGGAGGGUGUGGGCGGAUGUAGCAGUGUGGCAGGUGCGGGCGGGGAGGUGGGGGUGGGGAUGGAAGGGUGUGGACCAGGGGUUAAGGUACCUGUGAGGGCUAAGGCGAGGAGAAAAAAGGGAGAAGGUGGGAGCAGAUGUAACAGUGUGGCAAGUUCAAUGGCUGUGGGGGGAGGGCUGGUGCCGGGUAGGCAUGGGAAGGGGAGUGGGCAGGGGAAGGUGAGUGGGAAGGGGAGUGAGCAGGAGAAGGGGAGUGCACAGGGGAACGAGAAUGCAGAGGGGAGGAAGGGGAGAGGGCAGUGGGGGGAGGGGAUGGGACAUGGGGGUGUGGAGAGCGGUGCAGUCAAGAAGGGGUCAGAGAGGGUGGUCGAUGGGAAGGUGGUGGCAGCAACGGGUGCUCCAGACAAGACAAGUGGGGCUGGUGGUAGCAGUGGUGGGGGUAAUGGAGGUGGCGGCCCUGCUGCUGCUGCUGGUGGUGGUAACCGUGCAGGUGGGUUCAUCCCACACCGAGCCUGCAAGCCAGGCAGGAGCAGCACGGCGCUCACUGCUCUGCGCACAGGCGGUGACGUUCUCGGGUCGUUCGCGCUUGCAUCCUUGUCUGCAUCCUCAGCAGCAGGCGAGCCAAAGGAGUGCUGGGUGGAAUCAGCAGCAGGGGGGCUAAAAAAGGGCCGUCUGGAUGAAACACGAGGCCAGCAGCCGAAUCAGCUUGUUAUUCCACCAUCUUCCCUCGCCUCCACCCAUGUCUCACUCCCUGACGCCUCUCCUUCUGUCUCAGUGCUCCGCUCUUUCUUUGAGUCGGCUCAAAACCCCGCCCUCUUUCGCCCCACCUCCACCUCCCUCUCACUCCCCAAGGCCUCUCCCUCUGUCUCGGUACCCAGCUGUGCCACUUGGGCUGCUGGGAUGGCUGCGGCCCCUUGGGAACCCAAGCCUGCUGCUCUUUGCUUCACCCCUUCACCAGCUAACCCCCCACUCUUUCUCCCCACCUCCACCUCACUCCCCAAGGCACCUCCCUCCGUUUCGGUACCCAGCUCUGCCACUUGUGCCGCGGGGAUGGCUGCUGCCCCUCAGCAAUUCAAGCCUGCUGCUCCCUGCAUCACCGCUGCACCAUGUGCUUCAUUCCCCAAAGCAUCUCCCUCCUUGUCGGUACUCAGCUCUGCCACUUCUGCCGCGGGAAUGACUGCUGCCUCUCGGCAAUCCAAGCCUGCUGCUCCCUGCGUCACCCCUGCACCAGCUGCCCUCCAUGCAGUGACCCGGUGUGAGGUGGAGUGGGGUGUGAGUGUGGGUGCUGUGGGGUUGGAGGAGGGUGACGUUGCUUCUGGCUCGUCGUGGCAGAUGGGGCCGGAAUGGGGUGAUGGCACUCCUGCUGGACCAUGCACGCGAAUGGAGGUGGCGGCCUUUUCUCUCGCCCUGCCGGAAUACAACGACGCCCCGCAGCUCUCCUUCAUCACGCACGGAUGCGCCUUCAUGGGCCUGCUCUCGCCCAUGGGCGUCCCCGCCCCGAUCAGAUACGUGCAAGAAGGCGAUAUAGUGGCAAUCCCGCGCGGGUGGGCGAGCUGGGCGUGGAACAACGGGUCGGAGCCCCUCAGGGCGCUGCUGCUGUCCGACACGCGCUCUGCCGCGCAGGCGGGCGAGGUGCACGCGUUCACUCUCAUGGGCGGCCCGCAUGAGACACUGGGGGGUGUGCUGCAUGGGUUCAGGGCGCUGCUGCUGUCCGACACGCGCUCUGCUGCGCAGACGAGCGAGGUGCACGCGUUAACUCUUAUGGGCGGCCCAUAUGAGUGGCUGGGCGGCGUGCUGCACAGUUUCAGUCGACUCAAAAGCUUGCUCUCACUCUUCCCCUGCUCUCUCUCCUCUUCCCCUCGCGCCUCCCCUCGCGCCCCCCUUUGCGCGCCCGUCUCUCGCCGCCCCCCUUUCAUCCCUCGCAGUGCCGAUCUGCUAGCAAGGGCGUGGGACGUGGAGGAGGAGGAGGCAAAGCGACUGGUGGCAGGGCAGAAGCACGUGGGCUUCAUUGCCAUCGGAUGGAAUGUGGAACGCAUGGUGCAGGGCGCUGCGUGCAGUGUGCAGCAGCAAGGAGGCUCCAUGGUUCGCCCUCUCACUGUCAUGACUUUUGAGGCGCCUCAAAAGUCGUCUCCGGGUGACUCCAUGGUUCGCCCUCUCACUGUCAUGGCGUCCUGUCCUCUGCCCCUCCCAUGGCAGCACAACGCACCACGCCUGACCGCAGAGGUGUACGCGAUGGUGGAAGGGAGCGAGGAGGCGUACGGUGCAGAGGGGGAGGUGAUGAAUGCUGUUGACAGCAUCAUCAUGGAGGGCAGCAAUGGCGUGAAGCACAUGUGCAUGGGCGACAUCUCCCCCUUCACGCGCUUCAAGUGCAGCCUGGCCUGCUCGACGCCUGACGUGUCAUUCUGUCCUUUCCCUCCCCUCCUCCCUCCCCCCCUCCCCCCCCCCCCCCCCCCCCCCCCCGAACAACAAUCGCAGCACAACGCCCCGCAGCUGACAGCGCAGGUGCAGGUCAUGCUGGAAGAGAGCGAUCAGACGUACGGUGAGGAAGAGGAGAUCGUCCACAGCAUCAGCAUGGAGGGCAGCAACAGCGUGAAGCACAUGCGCAUGGGCGACAUCUCCCCCUUCACGCGCUUCAAGUACAGCCUGGCCCACGCCACACCGGAUGUGUCGGUGCCCAAGGGAGGAGAUAUCUUCGUGGUGGAUCGCUCCAAGCUGCCCGUGCUGCACCACAUCGGCCUCUCCGCCUUCCUGUAUCACCUGCAGCCCAGUGCACUCCUCGCCCCCCAUUGGUACUUCAAUGCGGCCAUCCUGCACGUGGUGCAGGCGGGCAGUGGCCGCAUCGAGCCCAGCGCACUCCUCGCCCCCCACUGGUAUCCCAACGCCGCCAUCCUGCAUGUGGUGCUGGCGGGCAGUGGCCGCAUCGAGGUGGUGUAUCCUGAUGGCCGCACCGCUCUGCACCAUGACGUUCACACCGGGGAUGUCAUUGCUGUUCCUGCACUCUUCCCUUCUUCCAUGCGCGCUCUCGUCCCCUCCUCCAUGGUACGUCCCCUCUCCCCACUCUCUCUUCUCCCCUCGUCCUUCCCAUUCAUUGUCAUUCAUUUGCUCCCUUUAUUCUUUGGUCUAUUCAACCUCCUCCCUACACCCUCCCCCUUUCCCUUGUCUCAUAAACCACACACAGGCGUCAGAGGAGGGUAUGAUGUGGAUCGCCAUAGCCAACCGCCCGCUCUCCCCGCCAUCUUUCCUAGCAGGGGGCACAUCGGUGAGGCGUCAGAGGAGGGAAUGAUGGGGAUCGCCAUUGCCAACCGCCCCCUCUCCCCGCCCUCUUUCCUCGCGGAGGCCGCAUCGGUGUUCAAGGGUAUCUCCAAGCGCGUGCUCAUGGCAGCAUGUGUUGAGGAGCUAGAGGAAGAACGAACUCUACAUUCUUGCCCUUCCUCCUGUUCACUCUCCUCCCCAGCGUAUGCCCACCUCCCUUCUACCUCCCUUGGCCCUCAACAACAGGAGGCUUCAGAAGAGGGGAUGAUGUGGAUAGUCAUCGCCAACCGUCCGCUCUCGCCCCCAUCUUUCCUUGCGGGGGCCACAUCAGUGUUCAAGGGCAUCCCUAAGCACGUGCUCAUGGCGGCAUUCAACGUGGAGAAAGAGCUUGAGGAUAAGUUUUACAAGGCCCGCCGCGACCCGUCCGAGAUUGCCAUCUUUCCGCCCUCUGGGAAGACCACUGCCACUGCAUAG
Molecule: messenger RNA, 7590 nt
Organism: Closterium sp. NIES-65
Lineage: Eukaryota; Viridiplantae; Streptophyta; Zygnematophyceae; Desmidiales; Closteriaceae
Source: the annotation of a GenBank genome assembly